Messenger RNA from Talaromyces proteolyticus, 1907 nucleotides. Its product is annotated as fatty acid desaturase-domain-containing protein. Gene Ontology annotation, cellular component: membrane. The record is from RefSeq and is a predicted model, not a curated record. Lineage: Eukaryota; Fungi; Ascomycota; Eurotiomycetes; Eurotiales; Trichocomaceae. Gene Ontology annotation, biological process: lipid metabolic process. Gene Ontology annotation, molecular function: oxidoreductase activity, acting on paired donors, with oxidation of a pair of donors resulting in the reduction of molecular oxygen to two molecules of water. Bases 136 to 1773 code for a protein of 545 amino acids. The transcript has 2 exons.
GAAUAGAUAUACUCCCGUUGAUGAGCUGUCCCAGCGUGCCUAGCGUGCUCAUAAUGUAUUUAUCUCCGUGCCUUGUCGUUCUGCUUUUCCUGAAAUCUUUGCAUAAAUGUAAUUUUUGCAUAUUUUGAGCUUUCAAUGAUGAAAUAUGACCAACCAUCUCAAGGCCAAGACAAUAUCCUGUCAAGGAGAGAGAUUGAGGGCAUGAUUGCUGACAACAACCACAUCAUAAUUCUCGACCACAAAGUGCUAAGGCUUGAUGCCUGGAUCAAGUUCCAUCCGGGAGGGGACAAGGUCAUCAAGCAUAUGGUGGGAAAAGAUGCGACGGAUGAAGUGACCGCACUUCACUCGCACGAAGCACGUCAGCGUAUGAAUGCAUUCCAGAUAGGCCUCAUCCGGGAAAGAUGGAUAAACUUCCUUCCUCCCAUUCAGGGUGGUCAUUUCCGUCCAUGCAAUGAAGAUAGCACGGAUGGUGAGAACCAGUCAGACCUUGAAAUAUCCAGCGGCGAGAGUUCACACCCGCCAUCUCCCCUUUUUGAAUCCGAUGAAGAUUUAUUUGGCUUGAAAUGGAGGAGAAAAACUUCCACGAUGGCCAUAUCUGUCAGUGCCAGCCAUCUGAUAGUAGGAACUAAACCACGAGCGUAUGUUAUCGAUGCCAGAACUCAGGAGGAGAUUGUUUUGGAUCAGACCAAAUAUCCUCCUCUUGAUGCGAAACACCAAGACAAUAUCGUCCAGAAAUACCGUGCCCUCAAUGAGCGCAUUCAUGCUGCGGGGCUAUACAAUUGCAACUAUUUUGCAUAUGCAACCGAGGCAUUUCGAUACUCUGUCCUUUUCGGCCUCUUCAUCUUCUUUUUGAACCGGUCUUACUUCUGUUUAGCAGCCAUCUUCCUCGGCUGCUUUUGGCAUCAACUUGUCUUUACCGCCCAUGAUGCAGGUCAUAUGGGUAUCACACACGACUUCCAAACUGACACGGUUAUUGGCAUGAUCGUUGCAGACUAUCUAGGAGGCCUUAGUUUGGGCUGGUGGAAGCGAAGCCAUAAUGUCCAUCAUAUCGUCACCAACGCUCCAGAGCACGACCCUGAUAUCGAGCUGAUGCCAUUUUUUGCCUUGUCGCACCGCUUUUUUGGAAACCUUCGGAGUACAUACUAUGAUAGGGUCAUGGCGUAUGAUGCCGUGGCCAGAUUUACAGUCAAAUACCAGCACUACACGUACUACCCGAUUCUACUCUUUGGUCGCUUCAACCUCUAUUUCCUAAGCUGGGAACAUAUUUAUCUCGGCCUCGGUCCAAGACAUGGGGCUGGGUGGUGGCACCGGUGGUUUGAAUUGGCCGGCCAAGUAUUCUUUUGGGUCUGGUUCGGCUAUGGCGUCUGCUAUCUUAGUAUUCCUGGCUGGUGGAAUCGUAUAUUAUUUGUCCUCGUCUCUCAUAUGGUCACUGCGCCCCUUCAUGUCCAAAUCACGCUUUCUCACUACGCUAUGUCCACCGCUGAUCUUGGGCCGCAUGAAUGCUUCCCACAAAAAAUGUUACGAACGACAAUGGACGUGAACUGCCCGGCCUGGUUUGACUUUUUCCAUGGUGGUCUUCAGUUCCAGGCAAUUCAUCACUUAUACCCACGCAUUCCUCGCCACAACCUCCGCAAAACGCAGAAGCUUGUGAAAAGGUUUUGCGAGGACGUACAGAUCCCAUAUACUGUCUUUACAUUCUAUAGUGGGAAUAAGGAAGUCAUAUGUAGACUUGGAGAUAUCGCCAUGCAAGCGAAGAAUUGGGAGGAGUGCUAGAAGGUUUGUGUAGAGCAGGGUGGUUUUGCAUAUCACCAUGUGCAUUGAAAUGGCUGUAAAUAUAUAUAUGGAGAAUAUUGCAUAAGAGAUCCCAUAGAAGUAUAUCCCUUUAUAACUGGAUAUUUAAAUUGGAU